Eublepharis macularius is the source of this 928-nucleotide messenger RNA. RefSeq names its product phospholipase A2 inhibitor NAI-like. The record is from RefSeq and is a predicted model, not a curated record. Bases 50 to 679 code for a protein of 209 amino acids. The transcript has 5 exons. Lineage: Eukaryota; Metazoa; Chordata; Lepidosauria; Squamata; Eublepharidae.
UUGUUCCCUCUGCUUGGAGUCCUCCUUGGCUCUUCCUCUCCUCUUUAGUAUGAAGGCACUCCUCAGCACAUGUCUCCUUUUUGGCCUCUUUUCUCCAGUGGCACUGAUGGAAUGCUAUUCCUGUACGGGAGAGGAGUGCGCAACACCAAAAAUUAAGAGCUGCCGAGAUGACCAAGAUGCCUGUGUUUCGGCCGUAUCUAAUGUCAAAAUGGGCGAAUUCUUACCAGAAUUACUCAUUCCUGCCAAGCGAUGUGGUAAGACCCAAGACUGCUUGGACACCCAAUUCAGCAUGCAAACAGAAGAGGGUGGGCGCUUCCGUUCCAUUCGUGAGUGCUGCUUCAGUGACAAGUGCAAUAACGUGAAUGUCUCUCUGUCAGAGCCUGUGGAACAUCCUCCCAAUCAGAUACUAUGCCCCUCCUGCUUUGACUUGGAUUCCGAGAACUGCACAGAAGGGGGGAAAGUGAUGAUCUGCACUGGUGAUGAGACGAAAUGUGUUGAGGGAGUCAUAGAGAUGAAAAUAAGUCUUCUAGGGUAUGCAAUUAAUAUGUUUAUCCAAGGAUGUGGAACACCAAGCAUGUGCACUGCUAGAUUUCCAAUGGAGAGUGUAUCGUCUGGUGAAACGAAAUUCAACAUCAAAGGAAUUCGGUGUAUCGACGGCAUUGAAUACUUGACAGUGUAGAUGGGAGAGUCCACAUCCCUCUCUUCUUCGGAAUCCACCAUUCUUGGACAAGAAAGAGGAAGUUGGGGACCAAGUGAUUGGCACACGGAAGGGCUGACAUUUAGGACUCCUGGGCUGCCUUCUCUGUAGCGGGUGGAGGUGCGGGGCACAAGCUGGGAGGGAGAGAAGACCUUGGGGUUUAGAGGCUGAAGCUCAUGAGCAGGAUACAUUUCCACUGAGUCGCAAUCAAAAUGAUCCAAAUAAAUUGGC